AUUUGAGAGACAUUUACUAAAACCAAGAAUGUCAUUAAUAACGAGGAAACAGCAAGAGAUCAUAGAUGAGGCGAUUUCCAGCUAUAUCAAGAACUAUGAUAAGGUGGCACAACAAUACUCGAAAUUAAGACAAGAAAUUUAUGAGACAUCUAAUGCUAUACUUGAACUGGUUGAAAAAGAGGAAAAAGUUUCAGAAACAGAUAAAAUCAGGCUAGAAAAGCUUACAUAUGAAUAUAAUAAGGUCGCUGAGAUAUACAGUUUGCACAUCAACCGUUUGGGUCAUAAUAUAGAGAUUAAUAGAAGCAUCAAACCGCAAUACCUUGGAGAUCUCGAGUCUCAGUAUGAUAAAUUGAGUGAGAGAAAGGGUCAAUUGAAAUCAAGCAUAUCAGAUUUCAAGGAUAAUAAGAAACCAUUGAUUGAUGAUAUGAAUGCGUUAUUGACGAAUUUCCAAACUGAAGUGGUCAGCAAACGUGCCAGAGCAAAAAUUAUUAAUAAGGCAAACGAUCAGGAAUAUAGUAAUACCAGUAGAAGGAUAAAUCCAGAAUCUUCAGUGUUCACUCAUCAAGAAUUAAAAGAUCUUUUCACCGAUAUAGACUCUAAAUUGAGACAAUUGAAGACUGUUGAUGAAGUUGGUGAAGAAGGUACUACCACAGCAAAUCAUUCGAUAAAUAUAAUUAAUUACUUAGAUGAGCAUAUCAAGAACGAAAGAGCUUAUAUAAGACUUGACUCUGACAAGAUUUUAUACGAUAUAUCGAAGGCCAGACCCAUUGAUGCUGGUAAUUCUUCUACGGUUGUUGAUGAGUAUGAUAAGUCAAUUGAAAAUUUAACCAUAAAUAUAAAGGAUUUGAUUGAGCAUGGUGCAGAAGCUAAAGAAAGAUGGAGUUUGAACGCUAAGAAAAUUGAAUUAAUGAAACAAGUACUACAAAGUUUUGAUGAUUCCAUGGAAAUCGACAAUUAG
Messenger RNA from Hyphopichia burtonii NRRL Y-1933, 958 nucleotides. RefSeq lists its product as uncharacterized. The transcript has a single exon. NCBI's taxonomy places the organism in Eukaryota, Fungi, Ascomycota, Pichiomycetes, Serinales, Debaryomycetaceae. The coding region runs from base 29 to 958 and encodes 309 amino acids. The record is from RefSeq and is a predicted model, not a curated record.